AUGAAGUACUUAGCUGCAUACCUUUUGAUCCAGGUUGCUGGAAGAGAUGAACCAUCCGUUCGUGAUAUCACCCAAGUUUUGGAGGCUGUGGGUACCGAGGUUGAUGAGAAGAGAAUCGAGCUCUUGUUAUCUUCUAUCAAGGGCAAGACUAUUGAGGAACUAAUUGCUGAAGGUGCUAACAAGCUGGCUGCUAUUCCAGCUGCUGGUGCUGCUGCUCCAGCUGCUGCAGGUGCUUCCGGAGAUGCUGCCUCUGCUGAGGAGGAGGAGAAGGAAGAAUCCGAGGAAGAAGAGGAAGAUGAUGUUGACAUGGGAAUGGGCUUGUUUGAUUAA
Molecule: messenger RNA, 330 nt
Organism: Brettanomyces bruxellensis
Lineage: Eukaryota; Fungi; Ascomycota; Pichiomycetes; Pichiales; Pichiaceae
Exons: 1
Coding region: 1-330 (109 amino acids)
Biological process (GO): cytoplasmic translational elongation
Cellular component (GO): cytosolic large ribosomal subunit; ribosome
Molecular function (GO): structural constituent of ribosome
Source: RefSeq, a predicted model, not a curated record